CGAUUAUAAAGUGUUCUCUGGUACUGAAGUUGAAGUACUUACUAUUUUAACUAUUUUUCGGCAGCGAAAAUUUCUUAUUAAGCAAUCUUUUUCAGAUUGUAAAAACAAUAGCUUCUUUUAUGAAUUUUCACUGUGAGAUUUAUGAAACUGCAGAUGCAGAUGUUGAAUUAUGGGGAAAUAAAGUACAUGAGAGCAACUAUACUGGAUUAUUAGGUGAAAUGAAUGAUGGUACAGCUGACAUCGCUUUAGGUGAUCUUUACUACAUUCCAUUCAUGCUGGACAUCAUGGACCUGAGCAUUCCCUACAACACAGAGUGUUUAACGUUUUUAACACCCGAAUCUUUAACUGAUAUAUCAUGGAAAACCCUUAUACUCCCUUUCUCGUCUAUCAUGUGGGGAUGUGUCGUUAUUUGCUUACUUCUUUCUAGUUCAGUAUUCUACGUUCUAGCUAAAUUUCACUUACGUUUCAAUCAAGCAGAAGAACAAGAUAAAAUACAAGCUUACGAUAAAAUGCUUAAAAUGAAGACCCAAAAAAGAAAAGCGUUUGAUAAUCUCACUCUCUUUUCUCAAGUGAAAAAUGUCGAUCCUGAUGUAAAAUAUGCUUUGUUAAAGGAUCAGUAUGUGGUAAAUCAGGAAAAGGAUGGAUUAUAUCAGUUUUCUGAACCUGUCAAUUCAGUUCUGUAUACUUAUAGCAUGUUGCUGUUGGUGUCAUUACCCAAACUUCCUAUAGGAUGGUCUUUAAGAGUACUCACAGGGUGGUACUGGCUGUAUUGUCUGUUGGUUGUGGUUACCUAUAGAGCUAGCAUGACGGCUAUUUUAUCUAGACCAAUGCCCAGGGUUUUGAUCGACAUUCUGCAAGAACUUUCAGACAGUAAACUAACCUACGGUGGUUGGGGAGAUAUCAAUAAACAAUUCUUCCAGUCAUCUCCCGACACGAUGAUCAAAGUGAUCGGCGAAAACUUCGAAAUCGUCGAUAAUGCCGAAGUUGCCGUAGACAAAGUGGCCGAAGGAAGAUUCGCAUUCUAUGAAAAUGUGUACUUUCUGAAAGAAGCUGUCGUUAAACGCCAAACUAAAUUUCAGCAACACGUUACGAAAAAUACAACGAACAAUCUAAACACUGACGUGAGACACCUCAUCCAAUCGGACAGAAAUCUCCACAUAAUGAAGGAAUGCAUAAUAAACAUGCCCGUGUCCAUAGGUCUCCAGAGAAAUUCUCCAAUCAAACAGCGCAUCGACAAAAUAAUACGACGAGUUCUAGAAGCCGGUCUAGUGGAGAAAUGGCUUAACGAUGUUAUGCAGAAGAUUUUAAGGGAUAAAGUGGACCCUAAAACCGAUGCCAAAGCUAUAAUGAACAUCAAAAAAUUUUAUGGAGCUGUAGUGGUUUUAAUAAUUGGAUAUUUAUUGGGAACUUUGUUAUUAAUAGGCGAAAUUGUGUAUUUUCAUUAUUUCGUUAAAAAUCCAGUCUCUUUUAGUGUACCGUUUAAGAUAAAACCGAAAUCUGGAAAAAAAAUUGUAAGAUUUGAUAAGUAGUGCCAGAAUAACUAGCUCAGAAUAGUACUUAAUAAUUAUAUAACCAACAAUACACUGAGUCCUAGAAAUUGAUUCAGGUUUAGGAUUCAGUAAAUGGCAUUAUAAAAUAGCCCUUAAGGUGCGCCCAAACCGGCUGCGCCGCUCCGCGCCGCGCAAAACAUUUUUUUAACAUGUACUUUUAAAGUGUAUUUUUUUAGCGCGCACAAAAGUAUAUGUUAAAAAAUAAUUUGCGCGGUGCGGCGCAGCUGCUGGGAACGCACCUUUAGGGUUAAAACUUAAUGUUCUGCUCUAAAAACGGUCUGUGAGAUUUUUGAUUACUGUAUAUAUAUUACUAUAUCAUGUACCAGUAAAAUAUUUGUUUUCUCGAACCUUUUUGUCAACUAUACUCAGUGUUUAGC
Molecule: messenger RNA, 1927 nt
Organism: Sitophilus oryzae (rice weevil)
Lineage: Eukaryota; Metazoa; Arthropoda; Insecta; Coleoptera; Curculionidae
Gene: Ir68a
Exons: 7
Coding region: 120-1529 (469 amino acids)
Cellular component (GO): membrane
Molecular function (GO): ligand-gated monoatomic ion channel activity
Source: RefSeq, a predicted model, not a curated record